This is a messenger RNA of Triticum dicoccoides, 2479 nucleotides long. Its product is annotated as serine/threonine-protein kinase PBS1-like. Gene Ontology annotation, molecular function: ATP binding; protein kinase activity. Gene Ontology annotation, biological process: protein phosphorylation. The record is from RefSeq and is a predicted model, not a curated record. Bases 232 to 2070 code for a protein of 612 amino acids. Lineage: Eukaryota; Viridiplantae; Streptophyta; Magnoliopsida; Poales; Poaceae. The transcript is spliced from 7 exons.
UCUCCUCCACACAAUUCCUUCCCCUUCUACAUCGGGCCACGAGAAUAUCUAGCUACAAUCAAGCGUUGACGCUGCAGGCUAGGCCAUCUGGGGUCGUCGUCAGUGAUCCCAGAUCCAGAGCUGACUAGCCGACGGGUUCGAUUUCAACAGGACUUAGUUAGUCUCCCUGCCGAGGGAUAAAAAUAAUAGUUAUCUUGUUUGAGAAGUACUACACUCUGGUAUUGAUUACAAAUGGAUACCAAAAUCAGUACUAUACACAACAAGGUUGAUCUAGAGCGCAUGCUGCUUGAUCGAAGUGCAGAGCCAACAUACCUGCCGUUAUCAUUUUUAGAAGACAUCACAAACUGUUUCUCAGAAGAUCAGCAAAUUGGCAGCGGUGGAUUUUCUGUAGUUUAUAAGGGAAUGGUGGGAAAAAAGAUGGUCGCUGUGAAGAAACUAUCUCAAACGAUGCAUGAGCAUAAAUUCCACAAAGAAGUUGAAUGCAUUAUGAAGGCUAAGCACAAAAACAUAGUGCGUUUGCUUGGAUAUUGUUUUGACACGCAAGGGAGAAUUGAAGAUUAUGAAGGAAAGUUUGUCAUGGCAGAUGUUCGGAACUGGUUGCUAUGCUUCGAGUACGUACCAAACGGAAGUCUCGAUGAGUAUAUUGCUGAUGCAUCUCAUGGACUUGAAUGGAGAGAGAGGUACCAAAUAAUUAAGGGAAUCUGUGAGGGACUACUUCAUCUUCACGAGAAGCGUAUCCUCCACCUAGAUCUCAAGCCUAGUAAUAUAUUAAUUGAUGUUCAAAUGGUACCCAAAAUUGCUGAUUUUGGCCUCUCAAGGUGCCUCGAUAAAGACCAGACUCGGGCCUUCACUUCAAGCAUAUGUGGAUCGCUGGGAUAUAUGGCACCCGAAUUCUUCACAGGACAAGUCACAUUUGCAUCAGACAUAUACAGUCUUGGCAUUAUAAUUGUGGAGAUACUGACAGGAGAGAAGGGGUAUUUGGAAGAAAAAAAUGUACUAGAGAAUUGGAUGAAUCGGUUGGAGACAGCAGAUCAAAGGGAGACGCAGUUGGAGCAAGUAAGAGUAUGCAUUACGAUAGGGAUAGAGUGCAUGGACCCUAACCCAAAGAAGAGACCGUUUGCACAUCAUAUAGUUAAUAAGCUUGAUAAAACAGUAAGUAUAGUAGAAUCUGGCAUCGCUAGUCCAUCUGCUGAGCAGCAGGUUAGAUCCCUGAAUGAACAACACGGUCAAAGGCAAACAUUGGAGCUUUCAUUUGAGUAUCUCUCAAAAGAUAUGAACGGGCGUGCUAAAACGGAAGAACCCAUGGAAUUUUUGGGGGCAUUCAGAGAUCAUUGGCGGUACGGGAAAGAACAUCAGUGGUCACUACUAGGAGCUCAAGGUACGAAGCCAAAUACCAGCCAACAACAAGGGGCAAGUACUUCUAGAUCUAACUCUGUUGUGCUCAACAAGUUGAACAUCUUCACUACAAAAGCACGCAGGAAUUAUACGAGGAAUGGUGGGCCUAUGUUGGAGAAGAUAGAUAUGUUGAAACUUUUCAAGAAGGAGGAGCUUAAGCCAGUUAUACAGGAUAAGAACCGUAUUGGAAGAGGUGUCUUUGAAGAUGUUUACAUAGGCCUUGUUGAUAGGGUACCAGUCAUAGUAAAGAAGCAGGUCAGUGGUGCUGUGCUACAAAAUGGACAGUUUGCAAAGGAAGUAAUCAUGCAAUCUCAAGUCCUCCACAAGAACAUUGUUAGGCUCAUAGGUUGUUGUGUAGAAGUUGACAUCCCGAUGCUAGUAUAUGAAUAUCUCUCCAAAGACACCCUCGAUGACAUUCUUCACAACACCAACAGCAAGAAAAUAUACUCUUGGAUGACCAUUUUGUGCCAAAGAUCUCACAAUUUGGCAUACCAAGAUCGACGGGGAGAGGCUACAAACACACGAGAACAGUCAAGGGUGACGUUGCUUAUAUGGACCCAAUAUACCUACAAACAGGCCUACUUAGCGAAUACAGUGAUGUCUACAGUUUUGGAAUCAUUAUAUUGGAGCUUCUUACCAGGAAGAAGGCCACACACUCUGACAAUAAUAGUUUAGUAAGGAAUUUCCUUGAGAAUCACAAGCAGAGUAGGAAAUCAACUGAUCUAUUUGAUGAAGAAAUUGCAGUGAUGGAAGAUCUGGAGCAUCUAGACGAUCUGGCACAAAUUGCUGUGGAAUGUCUUGGCCAUGACUUGGAUCAAAGACCAAAAAUGACAGAUGUUGCAAAGCGGCUCCGCAUACUGAAUGAAUCCCGUGGCCUAUGGGAGCACAAGUCCAUGCAUUUACUAGUUUAGUUUAAACUUUAGACAAGAUAUGUGUUGCGUUGAAUAAGCUUCUGAUAGGUGCGUGCAAUUAUAGAGUGAUGUGCGAUGAUCAAUGUGUAAUUUAUGUAUUUUGCUGCUCUGAACAAGUCUAUGAAUUCCUCUCCAGCAGUAAAACAAGCUAAAAGCACGCCCUCUCAGGCCUC